Molecule: messenger RNA, 2169 nt
Organism: Poeciliopsis prolifica (blackstripe livebearer)
Lineage: Eukaryota; Metazoa; Chordata; Actinopteri; Cyprinodontiformes; Poeciliidae
Exons: 2
Coding region: 403-1188 (261 amino acids)
Source: RefSeq, a predicted model, not a curated record
CUGAACGCUGGUCAAACUACAAGUUUUGAUGUGACCCAAGAACUCGGCAGGCUAACGGUUGAUGAGACUGGUCCGUUCCCGGUUUUCAGCAUCUCUGACAAAACCGUUCAGGUUAACAGCACCAAGGACAUCAUCAUCCAAGCCAUCAGCAGCAAAGGAAGAAGCACACAGUCGGCUCUGGUUAUACCAACGACCAAACUCAGUCACAAGUACUGCAUCCCACCGGUACCUGAGAUCGAAGGAACCACUAAGGGGGGGGUUAACACUAAUGUUACAGAGAGAGCCCGUUCAGACUCAUCAUCGUCAACCCUGGGGAAUCCAGAGCAUCUGUGACCAUUCAAGGCGGACAGGAAUUCUCCAUAGACAUAGAGUCAGGCAGGGCCGCUCAACUCUGGGUGAAAAAUGACGACAACAUUCGAUACGUUGAAGCAGAUAAAGGCGUGGCCGUCUUCUUCAGCCACCCCUGUGCCAUUCAGCACCAAUGCACCUGCGGCCUACUGCAUGCCAUGGUGCCUCCAGCCAAGAAACAACACCAUGAGCUUCCCCAUUCCUCCAGUUCUGGACCAGCCAGCGUCCAUUCUCCAGUCCGAUAAAGAAACCAGAGGACUGAUGACUUUCAAUUCUUCCUCAGCAGUGGUUGAAUCGGCAGGCACAGUCAUCAUCUACUGGCCCAGCCUAAUCCUCACACUGAUCCCAGUAGAAGAGUUCGGCAGCUGUUUUGUGGUCCAGUUCAUACAAGGCAAGGAAAACGUUCUUAUCAUUGUGGUCCACAAGGAUCACCAGCAGGGAAUUCACAUCGGGAAUAAUCCUCUGGAGGGAGCAAAAUGGCAGGAGCUGAAGGGAACCAACUACUUCUCGACCAAUCGCAGCAUUUCAUCUACAACUGUGGUCUGGCACGCUUCUGCCAAGAUGGCCGUCUACCAGAUUUACAAGCAGGACAACUCUUCAUUUGGGAACCCGGCACCUGUUGUCAGUGCAAACCCAGAUUUCAGGGGCUGUGUUGUAACUCCAGAGGUGACGAAAAUCCUCAAUGAGUCUCAGAGCUGGCAGGAAUCGAUCCGGUCCUGUCAGAAGCAAAACCUGAAUCUCAUCAGCAUCUCCAGCGAAGCUCUACAAAACAAAUCUGCCAAAAUCUGCGUGGAAACGACGCCAAGCAAGCGUGGAUCGGAACGCGUCGCAGCUCGCUGACCGGAGCCUGGUACUGGCUGAACAACAGCAACUUCAACAACACCAACUGGGCCCACAGCGAACCCGGGGAUGUCAGCGAAGGCCAGUGCGCCAUCAUGAGUCUGGAGGGCGACUGCGGCUGGAAGGACCGCAACUGCUGCGAGGUCACCAGACCUCUCUGCUACGCCGCGACAAAGUUCCUGCACAUAAACUGAGCCACAGGCUCCCGGUUCUGGUUCUGUCAGGUCAGAACCGAGCCGCUGAUACCAUUACUAACGCUCCCAUAGAUACCUGAACCGGUUUAUUUGGUUCCCUGCAGACGAGCCUUAUUGAGCGUGACGUAAAAUAUAAAUCCAUGAAGAGCAAUGACACACAGUGAACUACAUCUAGAAAGCUUUAGCUCAUAAGCUACAUAUUUAGCUACAAACGUAACAUUUAGCAAACAAAAUAUUUAGCUUAGCUUGACGGCUUGCUAGCUAGCUUAUGAACUAGUUUUAGUUCACAUAGAACAUAAUUAGCCAGCAAGCUAAAUAUUUUUGCUUCACACUAAAUAUGUAGAUUCAAGCUACAUAUUUAACUAGCAAAAUUUCGCUUACAAGUUGGAAACUUAGCUUGAAAGCGAAAUACUUAGUUUUUCAAAAAAUAUUUAGAGAGGAAGCUACAUAGUUAGCUUUGAAGCUAAAUAUUUAGGUAAAUUAGUAAUAUGCUGAUAAUGAGACAUAAAGAAAAUACAGAAAUGGGCCAGAACCAGAGUUCAUUUUUAAAUUUACGUCAAAACUAUUUCAAAAAUCUGAGAAAAUAUUUAAUUAGCAUGCUCAAUAUUUAGCUUGCAAAGUGAAUUAUUAGCUCUAUACUUUAACUGUGUUGUAUGUAAAUUAUAUCAAUAUUUUCCAAUAACUUUCAUAAUUUCUAUAAAAUGAUCUAUGAAAGACCAGAUUUUAGAUUAAAUUUAAUCUUCAAAUUAUGUUAUUGGAUGUAAAGAAAAUGACAUCAGCCAUUGAU